Phalaenopsis equestris is the source of this 2092-nucleotide messenger RNA. Its product is annotated as phospho-2-dehydro-3-deoxyheptonate aldolase 2, chloroplastic-like. The transcript has 5 exons. The record is from RefSeq and is a predicted model, not a curated record. Gene Ontology annotation, biological process: aromatic amino acid biosynthetic process. Bases 66 to 1721 code for a protein of 551 amino acids. NCBI's taxonomy places the organism in Eukaryota, Viridiplantae, Streptophyta, Magnoliopsida, Asparagales, Orchidaceae. Gene Ontology annotation, molecular function: 3-deoxy-7-phosphoheptulonate synthase activity.
UUCCUUCUCCUCACUAACUCCAGCCCCACGUGAAGAAAGAACACAAGAGUGUGAUAGCGAGAGCAAUGGCCCUAGCCUGCAGCGCUUCCAUCUCUACCAAAUCCCUCCUCCAACCCCAUUCAGACUCCGCCACCGCCUUCAUUCAACCCCAUCCAGACCCCGCCACCGCCUUCCUCGGCGCCGCACCACAUGUACGUUCCGUCAUCUCCGGCAGCGGCCGUCCUCGUCCCAUUAACGCCAUACACGCUGCCGAACCCGCCAAGAACCCAACUGUCAUCGAAAAGCCAUCUCCAGCCGCCACCGUUCUGUCGCCGGCGAGGCCAGGGAAAUGGACUCUUGACAGUUGGCAGUCAAAGAAGGCGCUACAGCUUCCGGAGUACCCCAACAAGGAGGAUCUGGCUUCAGUACUACACACGAUCGAGAACUUCCCCCCGAUCGUCUUCGCUGGAGAGGCCCGCAAUCUAGAGGAACGACUCGGGGAAGCUGCCGUAGGCCGCGCAUUCCUUCUCCAGGGCGGAGAUUGCGCCGAGAGCUUCAAGGAGUUCAACGCCAACAACAUCCGAGAUACGUUCCGCGUUCUCCUCCAGAUGAGCGCCGUCCUCAUGUUCGGGGGCCAGAUGCCUGUCAUCAAGGUGGGGAGAAUGGCCGGACAAUUUGCGAAGCCGAGGUCGGAAAACUUUGAGGAGAAGGAUGGCGUCAAACUACCGAGCUACAGAGGAGAUAACAUCAAUGGCGAUGCCUUCGAUGAGAAGUCGAGGAUUCCGGAUCCGCACAGGAUGAUCAGAGCUUACUGCCAGGCAGCUGCCACGCUGAACUUACUCCGCGCUUUCGCAACCGGAGGCUAUGCCGCUAUGCAGAGAAUAACGCAGUGGAACCUCGAUUUCACCGAGCACAGCGAGCAGGGAGACAGGUAUAGGGAGUUAGCCCAUCGGGUGGAUGAGGCUCUCGGCUUCAUGUCGGCUGCAGGGCUUACGGUGGAUCACCCCAUCAUGACUACGACAGAGUUUUGGACCUCCCACGAGUGCCUUCUCCUUCCUUACGAGCAGUCCCUCACCCGCAAGGACUCCACCUCCGGCCUGUACUACGACUGCUCCGCUCACAUGCUCUGGGUCGGCGAGCGUACUCGCCAGCUCGAUGGUGCCCACGUGGAGUUCCUCCGUGGUAUUGCUAAUCCUCUUGGCAUUAAGGUGAGUGAUAAGAUGGACCCGAAUCAGCUAGUGAAGUUGAUUGAGAUCCUGAACCCAGAAAACAAGCCAGGGAGGAUAACUAUAAUUACAAGGAUGGGAGCUGAGAACAUGAGGGUCAAGCUGCCUCAUCUUAUCAGAGCCGUCCGCAGCGCGGGGCAGAUUGUCACUUGGGUCAGCGACCCUAUGCAUGGAAACACAAUCAAGGCUCCCUGCGGUCUCAAGACUCGCCCAUUCGACGCUAUUCUGGCGGAGGUCCGAGCAUUCUUCGACGUCCAUGAGCAGGAAGGUAGCCACCCAGGCGGAGUGCACCUGGAGAUGACGGGGCAGAAUGUUACGGAGUGCAUCGGUGGAUCGCGCACCGUUACCUUUGACGACCUCAGCUCUCGCUACCACACACACUGUGACCCUCGGCUCAAUGCCUCACAAUCACUGGAGCUGGCAUUCAUCAUCGCCGAGCGUCUCAGGAAGCGCAGGAUUGUCAACAGACGCCCGCGGCUUGAUUCCCUGCCUUCCAUGGGACUCUCAAUCCUGUGAGCAAUUUAAGGGUUUACUCAUUUAUCUCUUGUAAGAUUCUGGAUGUACUUGUGUAUUUUAAUGCUUUGGUUGAUUUUCAUUUACUUAAACGUGUAUCUGUAUCUGUGAGCGUGGAUCAAUUUGGUCUGUAUUCUGAGAUUAGAAUGAACAGGGUUUGAAUUAAUUUCGCUGUUCUGAAGAAGCAAGUUCUAACAUCCUCAGUGAUGUAUUAUUCUUCGUUGAUGAUUUUGACUAUGCUUUAGGUUGUUCAAGAACACAUUUCGUCGAGGAAAUUGUACCUGGAAUUACUUUAUGAUUGGGUCUUGUUUUCAUUGAAUGCAUGUAAGAUUGGGACAAAAUGAUAAGUUCAGUGGUUUAUAAAAAUAUAUAUU